Rotaria sp. Silwood2 is the source of this 713-nucleotide messenger RNA. Lineage: Eukaryota; Metazoa; Rotifera; Eurotatoria; Philodinida; Philodinidae. The record is from the annotation of a GenBank genome assembly.
AUGGUCAAACACGAUAUAAUUUGUUUAUUGGGUAAUCGUGGUUGUGGUAAAUCGAAUAUUUGUGAAAUGAUAAAUUCGAAAAAUGAUGCUAACAACAGUACUAUUGUUGCCAUUGAACCUAGUAAUGGGCUAGGUGUAAAAUAUGGAAUUGAUCUAAAUAUUGUCGAUAAAUUGACAUUAGAAUAUACUUUUGAUGCAGCAGAUUUCAAUAAAAUUAUAUUACCAGAUCAAGCAAUAAAUCAAGAACAAAUUUAUUGGAUUAUCUUAGAUUGUGAAACUGAUACAAUUCUAAAACGAAUACAAUCACGACCUUCAAGAGAUAUUUGGGAAACACGAAAAGCUUUAAACUAUUUCCAACAACGUUUUCGUCAUUUGAGUGCUCAUUUUGGUAUACCGUUUGUUGAUGCAACACAACGAACAUUGGAACAAGUUUAUGAUGAAGUACUUGAUAUCGUUAGAAAAUAUUCAGACUAUUAUCGAUAUUAUCGUCAAAUGAGUACUCAAACACUUAAUUAUAAUCAAAUUCAAGAAUGUGAUCUUGAAAAUAAGCUUUAUAAAACGAUAAAUACCUAUGAUAUUGACAAAAUAACAAAUUUACCUGAAUAUGGAGAAGAAUUUGAUAAUAUUGAUAAACGAAAAUUAUACAUAAGAUGGUAUAUCAACAAUAAUUCAUUAGAAAUCGAUCAGCAAAAGAAAAUUCUUCAAAUUGGAGA